AUGGACUUUGAUUCAUUCAACUAUACAGAUUUCAACACCAUCACAAAUGAUCAUGAUUUUAUCAAUAGUUAUAUUGACUUGGAAAAAUUCAGUAUUCCAUUAGAUGAAGAUAAUAAUACCCAAGAUCAAAUAACGAAAAAUUCAGAUUUUAAUAAUGAAUUAUACCAAAUACUAUCAAAAGAUUCAUUAACAAAUACAUCCAUAUCAUCUCCAUCAGCAUCAUCAUCGUCAUCAGCAUCAUUCAAUAGCAUAAAUUAUCAAUUUCAAUCAUCAAAUAUAACGUCUCAACCUGAACCAUUAGUCAAAACCGAGGAAACAUUUGAUAUCAAUAGCUUUUUGAAGAAUGAUGAUGCAUUGAACUAUUUAGAUUCAUUCUCAUCACCUUUAGAAUCAAUCGAGUCACCAUUAGUUUUUGAUCAAAGAACUCCAAAUUUAAACAAUUCCAAUACAAAUAAUUUAUCUUUCACAUCAAAUCCAUAUCAUAAUCAACAAAAUUUGGAUUUCCAAUCAAGACCAAAUACACCUACAUCAUUAGCAUCAUCAAUUUCAUCUCCAAUAACCAAUGCCAAUCAAAAUAAUCUUUUACACAAUCAUAAUAUCAAUACAACAAGACGUAAUUUAUCAAUUUCUUCAAUGUCUUCAUCAAAUUCACCAUCAUCUUCAUCAUCAUCAAUUAAGAAAAACUUGGAUUCAAGAUUAUCAUUACAAAAAUUAGGAGAAAUCUUACAAACUUCAUCAUUAGAUGAAACAAUUAAAAUUGAACAAUUCAUCUUAAAAAUUUUCCAAGAUGAAUUAGGUUUCCCAUUAGGUUAUAAAACUUGGAUUAGAGAUACAAACGAAGAAUAUAGAAGAUUCUUAAUUGAAGAGUUAUAUAAUAGAGUCAAUCCAAAAUAUCCAUCAAUGACUAAAAAUUUAUUAGAAACUGUUGUUAAAAGAGCAACUUAUUCAAUGAUGCAAGGAAGAUUAAGAAAAGAAAGAAGAGCUGCUAUUAAGAAGAAGAGAAAUAACAAUUAG
Hansenula ciferrii is the source of this 1014-nucleotide messenger RNA. RefSeq lists its product as uncharacterized. NCBI's taxonomy places the organism in Eukaryota, Fungi, Ascomycota, Saccharomycetes, Phaffomycetales, Wickerhamomycetaceae. The record is from RefSeq and is a predicted model, not a curated record. The transcript has a single exon. The coding region runs from base 1 to 1014 and encodes 337 amino acids.